AUGACGGAGAAAAGCUUAGCACCUUUUCACCGGAAUCGAAGUAGAUUGCCUCGGAAACAGCGUCAGCAUGAAGCUUCCAGUAAAGCCAAUCGACAGCUGGUCAAGAAGAAUCCGCCGUCGUCUUCUGGUGGAACCUACCUUCGAAUCUCUUCACUUAAAACUUUCACUCAAAAUGGAAGUAAGCUCAACAAUUAUGAAUCAAGAGAUUCUUCGAAACCCAACUUUUCUUCGCAAGAAUCGUUAACACGAUUGAUCAACCUGACAGAGUCUGCUAUAUUAUUACGCAGUCCUCCCUCCAUAGGUCUUACUACAGUCUCUCUCUUGCCCCGUAAGAUCGGUCUGCUCUCUCUCUCUUGUUCACGUAUUUCACUCGACCCCUGCCACCCCAUCUGUGCUACUCGAGGCGUUAUUACCCCUCCAUUAUGUCUGAGUGACUUAUUCGAGGCUCAAGCCUUUGAGUAA
Protopolystoma xenopodis is the source of this 462-nucleotide messenger RNA. Lineage: Eukaryota; Metazoa; Platyhelminthes; Monogenea; Polystomatidea; Polystomatidae. The record is from the annotation of a GenBank genome assembly.